CGCAGGCGCAGUGGUGCGCGGGGGGCGCGGAUGGCGGCGGUGCCGCGCGAUGCUGCGCUGGCUCGUAGCCGUGCUCAGUCACUCGUGCUUGGUGCCCAGGGCCGCCUCCAUGUUCUACGCCGUGCGCAAGGGCCGGCGGACCGGCGUCUACCGCACCUGGGCGGAGUGCCAGGAGCAGGUGAACAAGUUCCCCUCCGCCAGCUUCAAGAAGUUCGCCACCGAGAAGGACGCCUGGGCCUUCGUGCGCGCCGGCCUGCCGGGGCCGCAGCAGCCGCAGCAGCAGCAGCCCGAGCCGGCAGAGGCAUUUGGUCCUCCAGCUGUAACACAAGAAAAUGGUAGCCAGAGAAAGGACCCAGAAUUAAAUACCAUGUGUUGCAGUACGUGUAAAAGGCCAUAUGAACAGUCUACAAAUGAAGAGCAGAUUGCAAAGCGUGUGAAACAUGAUGAAGUACACUCAGCGUGCUCAAUACCAACAGUCAGUGAAGACAAGUUUUCAUAUAUGGGUGACUUUGCAGUUGUUUAUACAGAUGGUUGUUGCUCUGGUAAUGGACGUAACAGGGCACGUGCUGGAAUAGGUGUCUACUGGGGACCAGGCCACCCUUUAAAUACCAGUGAAAGACUUCCUGGACGGCAGACUAAUCAAAGAGCAGAAAUCCAUGCAGCCUGCAAAGCAAUAGAGCAAGCCAAGAGUCAAAACAUCAAGAAGUUAAUAAUCUACACUGAUAGCAAGUUUACUAUUAAUGGUAUUACGAGCUGGGUUGACAACUGGAAAACAAAUGGCUGGAGAACAAGUUCAGGAGGAAGUGUAAUAAAUAAAGAAGAUUUUGAAAGACUUGAUAAUUUAGUAAAAGACAUAGAAAUUCAGUGGAUGCAUAUUCCUGGUCAUGCUGGCUUCCAAGGAAAUGAAGAAGCUGAUAGACUAGCAAGAGAAGGAGCUUGUAAACCACAGUGCUGAUGGCCUGGGACUAGAGACUGUUGCACUGGGAGGAAAAGGCCUAACAUGACAGCAACAACUUGAACCGCUGUAAUUGUUUUGGAGUUGAACUUUGAGCUGUACUUCUUUCUGGCCUGAAGCACUAAAUAUAAACCAACUUCUGGGAAGGAAAACCCCA
Camarhynchus parvulus is the source of this 1112-nucleotide messenger RNA. It is a transcript of the gene RNASEH1, whose product is annotated as ribonuclease H1. Gene Ontology annotation, molecular function: RNA-DNA hybrid ribonuclease activity; magnesium ion binding; nucleic acid binding. Gene Ontology annotation, biological process: DNA replication, removal of RNA primer. Lineage: Eukaryota; Metazoa; Chordata; Aves; Passeriformes; Thraupidae. The coding region runs from base 50 to 955 and encodes 301 amino acids. The record is from RefSeq and is a predicted model, not a curated record. The transcript is spliced from 8 exons.